This is a messenger RNA of Rhinocladiella mackenziei CBS 650.93, 1203 nucleotides long. RefSeq lists its product as uncharacterized. The transcript has 2 exons. The coding region runs from base 1 to 1203 and encodes 400 amino acids. The record is from RefSeq and is a predicted model, not a curated record. Lineage: Eukaryota; Fungi; Ascomycota; Eurotiomycetes; Chaetothyriales; Herpotrichiellaceae. Gene Ontology annotation, molecular function: glycosyltransferase activity.
AUGGAGACCUCUUCUAAGUUUGCUAUUCCUGAGGAAUUUAAAGACCAGUUGCGUUAUGUCGAUGCUCUCGACAAGCGUUCGGAUGAAGAGAUCCUAGCCUCAUUCGAGAACCCUGCACCGGUCACAUCCGAAAAGAACAUAUGGGCGUAUUGGGAUAAAGGUAUCCGUGCCAUGCCUGGCUGGUGCCUUCGCAAUGUCCUCAACUGGGUUCGUCUGUGUGGUCCAUCCUGGACGGUGCGCAUUCUCGAUAGUGUUCCCGACUCGGCAAACAACGCCCUCAAAUGGCUAUCUCCAGACAUCUUACCUCAAGCCUUUAUCAAAGGCACCAUGACUGGAGUAUACGUCGGCCCUCAUAGCUCCGACUUUCUUCGAGGAGCUUGCCUGUGGACAUACGGAGGAGUGUAUAUGGAUGUUGGAAUCAUCCUGAUCCGCGACAUGGAUCGCAUUUGUUGGAAUCAGCUCGCCGAUCCAAAUUCGCCAUACCAGAUUAGUUGCCCCGUAAUGUACGGCACUACCCUGGCCAACCACUUUGUGGCCAGUCGCAAGGGAGACCCUUUUAUCAAGCGCUGGCAUGACCUCUUUGUAUACUUGUGGAAAGAUCGCCAAAACCAUGAGGGGAUCUUCCAGAGCCCCUUGGUGGCUUUUGCACUGAACCAAUCUUUCGAUGAAUCCCGCCAGAGCAACUUCCACUGGGACUUCAAAGUGGAACCCCAGAUGGUGUUAGAGUAUAUUUCACAGGUACUCUCUUGGAGUAGAUUGUGCAUGUUGGAGGAUGCCGGGGAUGGCUUCAGUGGGGUGGAUUACUGGCAGAGACAUGUUCUGCCGUUCAGUGCUUUGCACGAAUGCUGGAGAGCGGAGAAGACAAUUGGAUUUGGAGGACCACUUCUCUUUAAUGCUCUUGCGACCAAAUUGGAUGCGGAUCCAAACUCCGAGGAAUACAAGACGGCGUACAAGUUGGUCUGGCAACUGCUGACGAAAUCCUCAUUGCAGAAAAUCACACACGGCAAGAAUUUGACUCUGACUCCCGCGUGUGGUGCUCUCUGGGAAGAGGAAGGAAACGAGAACAAGGAUCAUGAGCCCGGCACUUUCGCUGAACUGCUCAGAUACGGAACUAUCCAUUUUGAACAAACCAGAGAAAGUAUCGAGAUGAUAGAAGCGGAACGACCAAAGGUGACAAUGAAAAAAAGUCUGCUGGAGCCAUAG